AUGGCGCAACAAUUCCUUGCCGACCGUAAUGGCUGGCUAUCAUUUCGCAGCAGCACACCUAUGCUGUACAUCACGUCUGAAGACCAGGAGUUCGAUAUUGAGACUAUGAAGGCAUGGCGGGACGAAGGCUUCAUCGUGGAAUAUAUUCCCAUGGGCAAAGGCGGAAAGCAGUACGUACAGACGCUCUAUAAGUUGGGCGACGGUAUGGGCAUUGGGGAGCGGUACGCGAUCGUAGCCUUUGGGGAUGCAGCAGCGGUAUGCCUCGACGUCUUCUCCGAGCCCAAAACCGCAACCUCCAAACUCUGUUCUCUGAUCGCUUAUUACCCAACCUCCAUUCCCGAUACCCGACAUCGCUUUACGUCAUCCUUUCGAGUACUCGUACAUCUUCCGGAAGGACUGCCUGGUAACGAAUCUACCGUUGGCGUGGUACGUCGGCCAGAAGUCCUUGGUAUACAGGGUAAGCGGAAAACGGUACAAAAGCGUGUUACACCGGGCAUUGGCGCAGGCGGACUGCAAGAUAAAAUCGUAUAUCCAUGCUUCACCUACGAGGGUGUAGAAGCCGGAUUUGCCGAGCACGAUUUGGACGAGUAUGAUGCAGUCGCCGAUGCGCUGGCUUGGAGCAGGAGUUUGAGCACAGUCAGGAAGGGUUUCAGUGCUGAAGUUGAUUUGGAGAGAGUUUGGGAGGAAAACGAAGAGCAAAAAUACCGCGGCAAAUCCGUCGAUAAACUGCUCGACACCUACACCAAAGCACCUACACCCUUUAUAAACUUCACUCCCACCAUGACAGGUGCCUCAGGUCUUCCCGACCUAAAACGCUUCUACCGCGACUACUUCCUCAAAACCUCGCCGCCUUCACUCCACAUGCGCCUCAUCUCACGCACCACUGGUGCCGAUCGCGUAGUAGACGAGCUCUACAUCAACUUCAAACACACGUGCCAGAUGCACUGGAUUCUUCCAGGUGUGCCCCCAACAAACCAGAAAGUUGAAAUCGUUGUGGUAAGCAUCGUGGGGUUCAGAGCGGGCAAAGUGUGGAGUGAAAGGGUCUACUGGGAUCAGGCUAGUGUGCUGUUCCAAGUCGGCUUGUUGGAUCCGGAGGAGGUGCCGGAGCAAUUCAAACGGAAGGAAGGUGAUGAUGAAGGAGACGGUUUGGAAAUGCUGCCUGUCAGUGGGAGCGAGGCUGCGAGGAAGGUCAUGGACGUUGAGAGUGAGGAAUUUAAUGAUAUGAUUGAUGACUGGUAA
Pyrenophora tritici-repentis Pt-1C-BFP is the source of this 1239-nucleotide messenger RNA. RefSeq lists its product as uncharacterized. The record is from RefSeq and is a predicted model, not a curated record. Lineage: Eukaryota; Fungi; Ascomycota; Dothideomycetes; Pleosporales; Pleosporaceae. Gene Ontology annotation, biological process: polyketide metabolic process.